AUGUCCAGCAAGACUUUCUCUAAACGUCGUUAUCAGCCAGCAGCAGAGUUUGAUGAUGUCACUCUUGCCCGCAAAAGGGAGUACUGGAGGAGCAAGAAAAGAGAGCAGAGGGCAAGAAAGUCAUCUGCCAAAAAAAAAAUCGGAAAUGAAAAUCUGGGGUUGUGCAUGUCCGUUGUUAGUGAUGAACCUGCCUUGCAGAUUCCCAAAGUUGACAAUGAUCCCUCUCUACAUAAUCAUGACAUUUCAUGCAAACUGGAAGAUAGUGAUGCUCCUAGAAACUCUUCCAGCUCAGGUCUAUCAGUAUCUGAGUGUAAUGUUACUAUGGUGCCAUGCCAAAAAGAAAGAUGGUUUCAAAAGACUAAGCUCAACCAUGUCUUACCUAAAUUUCCAGAAACAAGCACAAAUUCCCUGAAGGGUGUAAUGGGCAAUAAAAAAAUAAAGUCCUCAUUUACAGGGUCAUCAAACACAGAUGCUAAAACAGAGGCUCUCUGCCCAAUAGGCCAUUCAGUGACUACAACAUGCAUUGAGUUCCAUUCAAAUAGCACUCAUACUCAAAAAACAAAAACAGGCAUGUCAUCCCUAAAUGGCAAGCAAUUAGCAACAUCUCCUCAAAGCCAUGUUUCUAUGGUUUUACCAGUGCACAACAACCAAAAUAAGCCUCAGAACUGUCUCAAACCCUUGACCUCUGCAGAAUGUAAGGUUCAUAAAGAGCAGAGCCUUGUUCACAGUCACAUCUCUAAGAGAAGAACAUGUGCCUUUGCUUCAAAGCACAACACCACAGUGGCUAUGACUGAAGAAGAGAUGGCUGCUAAACGUAGAGAGAACUGGCGCAUCAAAAAGCGAGAACAGAGAGCAAAGCGUGCUGCAAAGCUGGCUCAGGACCGAGAAGGGAGUCUCGGACAAGGACAAUCUUCCUGUAUCGUGAAUGCUUCAUCUCCUGCCAACAGUAAGGCCUUGAGAGGAAUCAACUUCAACUCAGCGAAUCCCAAAUGCCUCAAUCAACAGUCUUUUGGAGUAAAAUGUAUCGGUUCUCGGACACAACUACAUGUUCAGGACACAAAACCAAACCAUGCAUCCUUAUCCUCUGGUAUUUUGCAACCAUCCUCAAGUAAAUCCAAAGUGCCGCAAUUUGCACACACUCAAAAGAGACAUUGUCAAGAGCCAACAAGGAAGUCUUUCCUUGGUGCUUCCAAAGUCGAGUCUCCUGAGGAUCGGCAUGCCAGACAGAAGGAGUACUGGCGAAUUAAAAAGCGUGAACAGAGAGCAAGGCUGUCUACAGCAGUCAAAGCACAAUUGAAGGAACAAAGCGCACUUAAGCAUUGUGGGAGACGCUACCACAACAGUUUCAAUCAGAUGUGUGGGGUUCAAGUGAAUAGAGCAGGUGCAUUUGCAAGUUCCUCAGACAAAAUUGGUGGUUUUAUCAAAGAAGAUGGCACGGUGACAGUCUCCACUUCGAAGACGACAUCUGAGAGCCACGACUAUUCCAAUGUGAAAUGUGUCAGAAAGGUAAGACUCCAGGUUCAAGUAAGUUCGCCCCUAUAUUCAGAUGCUCAACAAGUCACAAAGCUAGUUUCCGCUCCAUGCAAUGUUUCCAAGGCUCACCAUAACUCUCUGGUAAAAUCUAGCUUAGCCGGAGGUGCAGUUAUGGGCAGUAUGACAGUCACCAUCCAGUCUGAAACCCCAACAGAGGAAGAAAGGAUCACCCGUUUAAGGGAGUACUGGAGGAUAAAGAAACGAGAGCAAAGGGCUAGUCGGGCUGCCCGGCUCGGGAAUGGUCUGCUUAGGUCAAAGGUUUCAGUGUUAAAGCAGAGAGAGCAAAACAAGAAGUCAAACAAAAGGGACAGUAUUACUUCAUCCAUUACUAAAACAGUUGCCCCAACAAGUGCCCCAAACCCUAUUAAAGAAGAACACAUCAAUCCACCUAUACAUGCUGUAUUUUCCAUCCCAGAAAUUACUCCCUGCAUCAGUGUCAUAGAUGGAAAACCUUCACCCUGUCCAACCUUAAAGUCACACAUUGAACCUCCAGCAGCUGCGAACCAUCAUGCCACUACUCUUCAAGCUGUGGCCUCCAUGAAAAAGCUCCUGGAGGAAUCAGUUUCCAUACCAGAAGACAAUAACGCCACCAAAAUGCAUGUUAAGUGUGAAAAUGAGCCUCUUCGGCUAACUAAAGAUGACCUUACAUCUGAAGAUGCAAAGCCAAAUAUUACUUUACAACAAAACGACUUAUUAGAGUGUGAUGUCUCAGAGGAUACAAGCCUUAAAGAUUUCAAAAUGAGUCCUCAAGCAUUUCCUUUUGAAGACACUAGCCAUCAUAAGUCUCGUAACUUCUGUCAAGAGGCUGCAGAUGGAAGUCAUGACUUUUCUCCAGUGGCUGUGCAACCUCAGUGCAUAAACACCCAGAAGUUCAGUGAUUAUGGAGCAGAUCCCAUGCAGUCUUGCCCUUCACAGGCCUCGCAAAAGCAACAGCUUGGUGAGAGCGAUGAGCUUCAACGAAAGAGAGAGUAUUGGAGGUUAAUGAAGAGACAACAGCGGGCCAGAAAAGCCAACAAAGAUGCAGGCAAAGAUGCAAAUAAGACAGAGGAAGAAAAAAUUGCCCGUUUAAGGGAGUACUGGAUGAUUAAGAAACGAGAGCAAAGGGCUAGUCAGGCUGCUCGGCUCGGGAAUGGUCUGCUUAGGUCGAAGGUUUCAGUGUUAAAGCAGAGAGAGCAAAACAAGAAGUCAAACAAAAGGGACAGUAUUAUUUCAUCUAUUACCAAAACAGUUGCCCCAACCAGUACUCCAACUCAUAUACAAGAACACAUCAAUCCUCCUAUACAUGCUGUAUUUUCCAUCCCAGAAAUUACUCCUUGCAUUAGUGUUAAAGAUGGCAAACCUUCACCCUGUCCAUCUUUAGAGUCACACAUUGAACCUCCAGCAGCUGCGAACCAUCAUGCCACCACUCUUCAGGCUGUGGCCUCCAUGAAGAAGCUUCUGGAGGAAUCAGUUUCCACCCCAGAAGACAAUAAUGCCACUGAAAUGCAUGUUAAGUGUGAAAAUGAGCCUCUUCUGUUAAUUAAAGAUGACCUCCUUACAUCUGAAGAUGCAAAGACAGAUGUUACCUUACAACAAAUCGUCUUAUUAGAGUGUGACGUCUCAGAGGAUACAAGCCUUAAAGAUAUCAAAAUGAGUCCUCAAGCAUUUCCUUUUGAAGACACUAGCCAUCAUAAGCCUCAUAACUUCUGUCAGGAGGCUGCAGAUGGAAGUCAUGCCCUUUCUCCAGUGGCUGUGCAACCUCAGUGCAGAAGCACCCAGAAGUUCAGUGAUGAUGGAGCAGAUCCCAAGCAGUCCUGCCCUUCACAGGCCUUACAAAAGCAGCAGCUUGGUGAGAGUGAUGAGCUUCAACGAAAGAGAGAGUAUUGGAGGCUAAUGAAGAGACAACAGCGGGCCAGAAAAGCCAACAAAGAUGCAGGCAAAGAUGCAAAUAAGACACAGGAAGAAAGGAUCGCCCGUUUGAGGGAGUACUGGAUGAUUAAGAAACGAGAGCAAAGGGCUAGUCAGGCUGCUCGGCUCGGUAAUGGUCUGCUUAGGUCGAAGGUUUCAGUGUUAAAGCAGAGAGAGCAAAACAAGAAGUCAAACAAAAGAGAAAGUAUUACUUCAUCCAUUAACAAAACAGUUGGCCCAUCCAGUGCCCCAACUCGUAUACAAAAAAACAUCAAUCCUCCUAUACAUGCUGUAUUUUCCAUCCCAGAAAUUACCCCUUGCAUUAGUGUUAAAGAUGGCAAACCUUCACCCUGUCCAUCUUUAGAGUCACACAUUGAACCCCCAGCAGCUGUGAACCAUCAUGCCACCACUCUUCAGGCUGUGGCCUCCAUGAAGAUGCUUCUGGAGGAAUCAGUUUGCACACCCGAAGACAAUAAUGCCAUUGGAAUGCAUGUUAAGUGUGAAAAUGAGCCUCUUCUGUUAACUAAAGAUGACCUUACAUCUGAAGAUGCAAAGCCAAAUGUUACCUUACAACAAAAUGUCUUAUUAGAGUGUGAUGUCUCAGAGGAUACAAGCCUUAAAGAUAUCAAAAUGAGUCCUCAAGCAUUAACUUUUAAAGACACUAGCCAUCAUAAGUCUAAUAACUUGCAGGCUGCAGAUGAAAGUCAUGCCCUUUCUCCAGUGGUUGUGCAACCUCAGUGCAUAAACACCCAGAAGUUCAGUGAUGAUGGAGCAGAUCACAAGCAGCCCUGCCCUUCACAGGCCUCGCAAAAGCAGCAGCUUGGUGAGAGUGAUGAGCUUCAACGAAAGAGAGAGUAUUGGAGGCUAAUGAAGAGACAACAGCGGGCCAAAAAAGCCAACAAAGAUGCAGUUCUUCGCAGUCUGGCUCCACAGACUCAGACACCCAGCACAACUCUCCUGCUAGCCAUGUCCCAGGACGCUUCCAUAUGCAGACAGAUCCCCAUUCAGAAGCAAACAAGAAGGUGCACCAAACCUGCAGGUCCACAGGCACAGCUGACAGAUAAAUCAAGAACUAACAGAAGCCAGACAGUGGCCAUGCCAAAUCCACAAGUUGAUCCACAGGAGGUUAUACGUAGAAGACGCAUGCAAUGGAGGAUCAAGAAACAGAAGCAGAGAGCUAGAAAGGCAGCAAAUGAGAGAAAGCUACGCCAGACGAUGCUCCCUCCACAAGGCCAGACUUCGGGUCAGAACAUCACCAGUUUCUGCUCAGUAGUUGUUCAGAGCAUAAAAUCAGAAGACCAACUAGGCUACUUAGCUGAGCCAUGUCAAACUGCACUCAAAGAGGAGUCAAGCUUUGCACCAAAUGAUGUGACGGAGGGACCGUUGUCACAGGCUGAGUGGAGAAACGUCUACCUCAUGGACUCUGAUCCUGUCAACCUGUUGUUGGUGUGUAUGGUUUGUGGAGAGCAGCAGUACUCCCUCAGUGUGGAAGCAGCGAAGGCUCACAUUGAGGAGGUUCAUCCUAAUACAAUAUCAUUGGGAGACUUUGAACGUCAAGGCAUUCUUGAUGCCUGGGAUAAACAGGUGGCCGUCCGCGAGCACUCCAUCACCCACCAGCUUCAACAGCGAUGCAGAGCUCCUAUAGAGUUUCAACUGCCAGGUUAAAACUGAAAAUAAAGUUGAGGCUGAAGUCUUCGAGUGAACUGGCAGAAGACAGAAGAGAUGAAACACAUUUCACUCAUCCAUUUAUUCUGCUGCAUUAACUUCCUUUAUAAACCAGAGCUGAGCCAAGGAAUGGCUGAUUUAUUUAUUAUUAUGGGUAUAGCUUUUGUUAAACACAUACCAGUAGUACUCUAAAUAUAUAUUUAUCAUUUGUUCCACUGAAACCUGACUUUAAAUAUUUUUUUUCUCCUGACUUAUUGAUUUACCUUACACAAAUGUGUGUAAAAAUUCUGUUUUCUUACAAUUUGUAAGUACUAUCUGUUUUGUUGUAGUCAUGUGUAGUAGAUUAAUAUCUUUUUUGAUAGGAGAAUAUUGAAAUAUUGAUUCAACCUUUUUCUUUCUGAUGUACUACUGAGCCUCAUUAAAUGUACUUUUAGAUUCUGGUAAUAUUCAAAACCGUGCAGGACCUGUAAAUGAGGUAACAAAAUAAGACAGGUAUGUAAAAACAUUCUCACAUGCACAAACAACUGGAAAAUAUAUAAGAAUUGCAUUUUGACCAUUUGUUUUCAGUAUCUGUACAGAUUGUGCACUUUUCAAAAUUUUUUGUAAUAAAUUGUUGCACUGCAUAAUGUACACUA
Molecule: messenger RNA, 5720 nt
Organism: Ctenopharyngodon idella (grass carp)
Lineage: Eukaryota; Metazoa; Chordata; Actinopteri; Cypriniformes; Xenocyprididae
Exons: 6
Coding region: 1-5085 (1694 amino acids)
Biological process (GO): negative regulation of DNA-templated transcription
Source: RefSeq, a predicted model, not a curated record